Molecule: messenger RNA, 1373 nt
Organism: Ceratotherium simum simum (southern white rhinoceros)
Lineage: Eukaryota; Metazoa; Chordata; Mammalia; Perissodactyla; Rhinocerotidae
Gene: DIABLO
Product: diablo IAP-binding mitochondrial protein
Biological process (GO): intrinsic apoptotic signaling pathway in response to oxidative stress; neuron apoptotic process
Cellular component (GO): mitochondrion
Source: RefSeq, a predicted model, not a curated record
GCGCCCCGCGACGUGGCGUCACUUCCGGCGUGUGCGUUUGGCGUCCGCUCGUCGCAGAAUGGCUGCCCUGAGGAGUUGGCUGUCGCGGAGCGUAGCCUCUCUCUUUAGGUACAGACAGUGUGUUCCUGUCGUGACUAACUUUAGGAAGCGCUGUUUCUCGGAAUUGAUAAGACCAUGGCACAAAACCGUGGCAGUGGGAUUUGGUGUAACCCUGUGUGCAGUUCCUAUUGCACAGAAAUCGGAGCCUCAUUCUCUUAGUAACGAUGCAUUAAUGAGGAGGGCUGUGUCUUUGGUAACAGAUAGCACCUCUACCUUUCUCUCUCAGACCACAUAUGCAUUGAUUGAAGCAAUCACUGAAUAUACUAAGGCUGUUUAUACCUUAGUUUCUCUGUACCGACAAUAUACAAGUUUACUUGGGAAAAUGAAUUCACAGGAGGAAGAUGAAGUAUGGCAGGUGAUCAUAGGAGCUAGAGUUGAGAUGACUUCUAAACAACAAGAAUACUUGAAGUUGGAAACCACAUGGAUGACUGCAGUUAGUCUCUCAGAGAUGGCAGCAGAAGCUGCAUACCAAACUGGAGCAGAUCAGGCCUCUAUAACUGCCAGGAAUCAUAUUCAGCUGGUGAAAUCGCAGGUGCAGGAGGUGCGCCAGCUCUCCCAGAAAGCAGAAACCAAGUUGGCAGAAGCACAGACAGAAGAACUUCGUCAGAAAACACAGGAGGAAAGGGACGAGAGGGCUGAGCAGGAGCAGGAGGCCUACCUGCGUGAGGAUUGAGGGCCUGAGCUGCUGCCCACUUCUGCCCACUCAGCCUGGGGAAAGCAAGGGCGGAUGCCAUCUGGCCCAGGGUCAGCACAGCUUUCUCUGCCUGGAGAGGAGGUGGCAGAUCCUGCCCUGGCCCCACAGGCCAGAGGCCUUUGUGAGUUGUGAGUGCCUGACCCCUUCCCCCAUGGUCUCAGGUUUGUACUAGACCUGGUUCUUAGCCCGUGGGCACUGUGCCCUGUUUAACAUUUCACCCCACUCAAAACACAGCUGCCCUCUCACCCACCGAUCUUUUUAUCUCCCACCAGAGCAUCUCAGCAACCUGGCCAGAGAGGGGAUCCCUUUUUUGUCAUGCCCACAAGUUCAGUAGCUGUUUAACCUGUUUCCGAUCUUAUUCACAUUAUCAAAUAUAUUUAGUAUUUGUUCUCUCCAUGGGGAUGUGAGUUUGGGGGGAAAUGGAGCCUGUCCUGUUUGUAGGAGUUCUUUUUAAGUGUUUCUAAUGCCUUCUCUGACCUGGCCCCACUGCCCUGUAAGGACAGCUCAGGCCAAGGAGCCAAAAGUCCAUUAUCCUUCAGAGUGUUUACCUGGUGCUCUCAGCAGGACUUAGUCCAACACA